This is a messenger RNA of Lotus japonicus, 1530 nucleotides long. RefSeq names its product proline iminopeptidase. Gene Ontology annotation, biological process: proteolysis. The coding region runs from base 70 to 1251 and encodes 393 amino acids. Lineage: Eukaryota; Viridiplantae; Streptophyta; Magnoliopsida; Fabales; Fabaceae. Gene Ontology annotation, molecular function: aminopeptidase activity. Gene Ontology annotation, cellular component: cytoplasm. The record is from RefSeq and is a predicted model, not a curated record. The transcript is spliced from 11 exons.
UAUGAAUGAGACUACUAAUCACUGUCACAUGUUCAUAAAGACAUAAACCAUGAAUCAUAACCCCCAAGAAUGAAGUUGGGUUUUGUUCCAAACACCCUUCCAUCCUCUACCUUGUUACCUCCCCUAAUAUUUAACCUUCCCAUCUCACUUCCAUUCUCUCAGCCUCAAACCACAUCCUCAGGGAGAAAGAGCUUAAUUCAUCGUGUGCAAAACAUUGAUCAUAAAUUUGAGCCAAUUCUUAGUCAUACGAUGGCUUCAGAACAGGAAUUCUCAGAACUGAAUAGAAAUCUUUACCCUCACAUAGAACCCUACAGUACUGGAUUAUUGAAGGUUUCAGAUCUUCAUACUAUCUACUGGGAACAAUCAGGAAACCCCAGUGGGCAUCCGGUUGUCUUCCUCCAUGGAGGUCCCGGAGGGGGAACUUCCCCAAGUAAUCGGAGAUUCUUUGAUCCUGAGUUCUACCGAAUUAUACUAUUUGAUCAGCGAGGUGCAGGGAAAAGUACACCCCAUGCUUGCUUAGAGCAUAACACCACAUGGGACCUCAUUGAUGACAUUGAAAAGUUAAGAGAGCACUUGGAGAUUCCAGAAUGGCAGGUAUUUGGCGGGUCAUGGGGAAGCACGCUAGCCCUGGCAUAUAGCCAAUCUCACCCGGACAAGGUUACUGGCAUAAUUCUCAGAGGAAUUUUCCUUUUAAGGAAGAAAGAGAUUGAUUGGUUUUACGAGGGUGGUGCUGCUGCAAUAUUCCCUGAUGCUUGGGAGCCGUUUAGAGACCUUAUUCCAGAAAAUGAGAGAGGAUGCUUCGUUGAUGCCUAUAAGAAAAGGUUAAACUCUGAUGAUAUCCAAACGCAGUUUGCAGCUGCUAGAGCAUGGACCAAAUGGGAAAUGAUGACCGCUCAUCUUAUUCCAAAUGAAGAUAACGUCAAAAAAGGGGAUGAUGAUCACUUCUCACUAGCAUUUGCGAGGAUUGAAAACCACUAUUUCGUAAACAAGGGAUUCUUCUCAUCAGAUUCGUACCUGUUGGACGGGGUGGAUAAAAUAAGGCAUAUCAACACCACAAUUGUGCAGGGACGAUAUGAUGUUUGUUGUCCUAUGAUGUCAGCUUGGGAUCUUCAUAAAGCAUGGCCAGAAGCAGAUUUUAGGGUAGUUGCAGAUGCAGGACAUUCAGCCAAUGAGCUAGGCAUAGCUGCUGAACUUGUGGCUGCAAAUGAGAAACUGAAAAACAUAAUCAAGAAUAAAGGGGGACUAAAGUGAGUGGAGCAGCAAAUAAAAAAAGGUGCAGUUACAGACUAAUCAGAUGCUGCUGAAACAUUUAUCCAUUGCUGGUUUGUUCUGCAAGGAAAUAAAUUGCAAGUGACUGUAUUGCCUUGAUAAUUCUCAAUUUUCUUUUCCUAAGGUUGUGAAGGUAUUUUUUUGUUCCAGAUUGUAGGGGUCAAACCCUACACAUUGCUCAUGUCCUCCUACCUAAACUCUUCCACAAUUAUCGUAAUUGAAUUGAAAUGCACAUGAAUCUGAUUAGUUUGUGAUCCUGAA